This is a messenger RNA of Epinephelus fuscoguttatus (brown-marbled grouper), 5300 nucleotides long. It is a transcript of the gene ptpn22, whose product is annotated as protein tyrosine phosphatase non-receptor type 22. The record is from RefSeq and is a predicted model, not a curated record. Bases 506 to 3079 code for a protein of 857 amino acids. Gene Ontology annotation, molecular function: non-membrane spanning protein tyrosine phosphatase activity. Gene Ontology annotation, biological process: peptidyl-tyrosine dephosphorylation. Lineage: Eukaryota; Metazoa; Chordata; Actinopteri; Perciformes; Serranidae. The transcript has 27 exons. Gene Ontology annotation, cellular component: cytoplasm; nucleus.
GCCCAGUUUACACAGGUGUCGGUAGUUUCCUGACAUCCUUCACCACUCUGGCCUGUUGACUCCUGAACCAGGAAGCCAAUUUGUCUCAAUUUGUAGUUUCAGACUUGAAUCUAUCUGAUGAUGCUUUUAACAAUAAAAUUCCACAACCCCCUGUGUAAAUACAGCCUUGUCAGAAUAUCUCGUUGUGUAAGUUUACCACAAGGCCACUAGAUGUCGCCAUGCUACUGAUGCAGAGUAACACCUGCUGAGUACAGUGAGCAAUACAUUGUUUACGUCAUAUGAACUAAGGCACAGUAGGCUACCUCCUCUCAUAUGAACUGCAUGUCAACUUUUCUGUUGCAAUAGAGAAGUGCUCUGUGUAGCAGCAGCAGCAGCAGCAGCAGCAGAGGCGCCACAGCCCUGAACUCAAGCCUCAGUGACCCUAAUCCAUGACCCCUGGAUGAGGACCUUUGUGUCCUGACAUGCCUGUGAAAGGUGCACUAUCCCAGGCAGUGUACAGCCAGCCAUGGAGCAGCAGGCCUGGAUACUGAGGAGCUUGCUGGCCCAGCUGGAGAGACUGGAGGCUGUGGAUGAACAGGCACCGAAUGGCAUUGCAGGGGAGUUUGCGAGGUUAAAAAGUCAGUCAAUGAAGUACCGCACUGACAGGACCUUCCCAACCAAGACAGCAGAGAAGCAGGAGAACAUCAAGAAGAACCGAUACAAAGACAUUGUUCCCUUCGACCACACCAGAGUAAAGCUCACUCUCACCACAUCUAAAAAUGACACUGAGUACAUCAACGCCAGUUUCAUCAAGGGAGUGUCAGGCUCCAGGGCUUACAUUGCUACUCAGGGUCCUCUUCCUCACACAGUACUGGACUUCUUGAGGAUGCUUUGGGAGUACAACAUAAAGGUCGUGGUGAUGGCCUGUCGAGAAUUUGAGAUGGGAAAGAAAAAAUCAGAGCGCUACUGGCCACAGAAACAAGAGCAGCCAUUUGUUUGUGAGCCAUUUACAGUUUACUGUGAUUCAGAGGAAAAUAAAGGAGAUUAUCUGACAAGGACGUUACGGGUGACUUAUCGCAACUGUAGCCGAACUUUGAAACAGCUGCACUAUUUCAACUGGCCAGAUCACGGUGUACCUGACUCCAUCCCUCCCAUUCUGGACAUGCUACAGGAGAUGCGCUCCUAUCAAGCCCAUGAUGACAUCCCCUUUUGCAUCCACUGCAGCGCUGGCUGUGGUCGAACAGGAGCCUUGUGUGUCAUCGAUUAUACCUGGAACCUCCUGAAGAAACAGAUGAUCACUCUGGAUUUCAGUAUCUAUGACUUAGUUCAAAACAUGAGAACCCAGAGGCCCUCGGUGGUUCAAACCAAGGAGCAAUAUGAUCUGGUGUACCGAACCAUCAAGUUACUGUUUGAGAGAUAUCUGGAGACCAUGGAUGCACAGGCCUGCAGAAAUGAGGUGACCACGGUCCCGCCCGCUAUCACACCUGACACUGAAAGCGAGCUCUCUGACCUGAGUGAGGACAUGGAUCUGCUGCCACAACUCCAGAGCCUGCUUGAUGAGGAGAGGGAGGCUUUAAAACAGUACCGCACUCCCUCGCCUUCCGCUUCAGAUAAUCUCAUUGACUUGAGAGCCAAGGACACGCAGAGUGACCAACAACAACAAUACCUACGCCAGUCCCUUCCUGAGGCUCUGGCCACCACCCAGCACCUGCAGGAGGGACCCAGGACCUCACCCUCACAGCUGCAUAGCAGCCAGAGAGCCUCCGCAGUGGAGGAGAGGAGCAAUGAUGUACCGACACUGAACCCUCCAGCUUCACCAGCCAUGGCGGCAGCCAUCUGUCUGAUGGUGGAAGACCCGUACUUUGACACUCCAAUGAGCUCCCCUUCAUCUGAGGAGGCUCCAGUGGACUCCAGUGAAGAAGCCAAACAGUGGGCAGUUAGCCCCAUCUUCAGCACACCCUCACUGUGUCUGAAUGACCAGACUAUGGAGCUUGACUCUGCUGCCUCAGGUACAGGUGGAGAUGAUAAAGAUGAAGAAGAACCUCCUCCUCUACCUCAACGAACUCCUGAAUCCUACAUAAUCGCUGUGGAUGAAGAGCCCUCAGAACCCUGUGAAAGGUUAAUGGUUAUCAUUCCACCCAAUGCUGCUGCUGAGGCUGUCAGGGAGCUGGGAGGCGAGAAGUACAGCAACCCCCCCUCACCUGUCCCCCCACUUCCAGAGAGGACCCCAGAGUCCUAUGAGUUGGCCAUUGAUGAAGCUCCUGUGGAGCAGAUGUCAGAGGUCAAGCCGGCAGUGAACCUGAACAGAAUAGGAAUGUCCUCAGAGUGGUUUGGUGACUCAAAGUCAGCUGCCACCACAUCUCAGAGUGAGGCGACUCCUUGGAUGAGGAGCAAGAGCCUGAAAGCAAAAAUGAACUUCACAGUAGCAGCACCACACCCUGAUCUGGCAUCAAACACAACCUCAAACCUCCACCCUUACUGUCCAUCGCUGGACCCAAUGACUCCUCCACUGCUGCCUCAAACUGAGGAGAGCCUGACUCCUCCACUUCCUGACAGAACCCCCGAGUCCUUCAUCCUCACCACAGACGACAUGCACGAGAAAACCACCCUCUGCCUGCCGCCACCCUUAGAAACAACACGGCGCUCCCCGAGGGUGGGGUUAUCAUCGGAGUGGGAUGGCACCGUUCAGCCCAAGAGAUUCCUCGAUGUUGUUAUGAGCAGGAGCAAGAGUGUUCGAGCUAAAAGUUCCAAACAAGAGCCCCUCAGUGCAGUUUGGCAGGUCGCUCCACAUCCUGUGGUCGUGGCUGGAGCAGGAAGUGCACAAGCGGAGCAGCAUGAUGUGAACCACAGGCCUCCUCUGAACACUGUGACAUCAGGAAACAAAGCAGACAAAAGCAGUGAGAAGGGCAUGUCUCGAGCAAGGAGUCUAAAGUUUUUUAGACACAAACAAAAACCUAAAACUGCCCCUCCACCACCUCCUACUCAAACUGGAGCACCACCUCCGCCAUACGGUGCCUCAUCUUCAGUGUUCAAAUUUGGAUUUGGGAACCGUUUUGGAAAGCCGAAAGGCCCCAGGAGUUAUCCAGAGACCUGGGUUUGAAAAAUGGACCUAAUGAUGAAUCAGCAUAAUGCAUUGUGUCGCCCAAGGACUUGGACAGCUGGAAGAUUUUUUUUAACAGUAUCCCCUGAAGGUACAAUGGGAGAUCACAUACAGUGAACCUAAAAAGCACCAAAGGUUGCAUCUCUUCGUCUCACACAGCUCUGUAGCACCCUCUGCAGGGAACAGGAAGUUUCUUGAUACCAGCUCUGAUGCACUUUGUUUAGUGUAUCAACUCAGGUUGAUUGUAGUUAUUGAUCAGUGCAUCAUUGAACAGCAUGAACAUCCACUUGGACCAAUGACUUGAAGGUUUAACCAAAACUCAGUCUCUAGGAUAAUUUGCUUUAAGAGGUGGGCAGUCUGCAGUGAGAGGUUUUACACUUCUUGUUUUAAUGCUCAAAGCAAUGCUGUUAAAGGAAUACUUUGCCUAACAAUAUGAUCAUUUGUUUAUCAAUUACUCACCCUGUGUAAUGCUGAAUACAUGCCUUCACAGUGAACGGAGGAAUCCGAAAACUGAGAAGAUUCUUGAUGAAUUGAAGUCAAUGGGGACCAUGUUUAACACCAGCAAAACUACAUCAAAACACCUGUUUAAAAACUCUUAAACAACUCAUGCAGUAUCAUCUGAAUCUCAUUUAUUACAGGUCUUGGUCCUUCCUCAACAGGGAGCCCUACUUGAUGGGGAACUGCUCCCUUCAAAAUCAGACUCCACUGACAAACUUGUGUUAUUGUGUGAUUUUGUUGAAUCCGAAAUAACCCUAAUUAACAAACAAGCCAACAACUGAGGCAACGAUAGACCAGCGAGUGUUCAGCGAGGUAAAAUGACUGUUUCUGUCCACUGAAGAGAGCAUUGAUUCGUUUCUUUUUCAGUUCAGUUUUAAUUACAAAUGGUUUCAGCUAGGGAUGCACGGUACUGGAUUUUUUGCAGAUAUCUGAUAAUCAAUAUGUAACAACUCAUUUUCCCCUACCUAAUUUUAGGGAGCAUCAAGUCUCUUCUGUCGUGGAUCUAACAUCAUAUUAUAUAUGCAAUCUCUUAUCGCGAUGGCCCACCAGCAGGUGGAGACAUGAAACUUAUCAAUGUAUGUAAUAUUUAUUCAUUGUGCCAAUUAAGAAACAGCAUGUUGGCCAAUUCUGAUAGUUCAUUUUGAAGCCAAUAUUGGCUGUUACAGAUGAUGAGCCGAUAUUAGAUCCCUCAGGUCUGCUAGUCUGGGUCUUCUAACUGUUCCAGAGUCCAGGUCAGUUCUUGUUCCUCACCUUUGGAGCAACCUCCCUCUGAGCAUCAGAUCAGCUGACUCUGUUCCUGUCUUUAAAUCUCGUUUGAAAGCGUACUUUUACAGAUUGGCCUUUUCUGACAGUUGAUUAACUUAUUGUGUGUAUGGGAGCAUGUGUAUAUGCAGCCACGUGUAUGUAUGCAUGCUUACAGGUAUAUAUGUGUGCAAGUGUAUAUGUUGGUGUAGGUGUUUGUAUAUGCAGAUAUUUUAUUAGUAUUGCUUUUGUUUUGUAUUUUCUGCACCAGCUCGAAAGGGACUCUACAAAUAAAGUUAUUAUUAUUAUUAUUAUUGUUAUUAUUAUCAUUGUGCAUCCGUAGUUUCAGCUAAAAUGCUGAGCAUAUGUUCUGAGUACUGAGCAUGUGACUGGAUAAAUGAGACUUGGAUAUUUCUGCACGAGUUGUGUGAGAGUUUAUAAAUGGGUCUUUUGAUAUAGUGUUUACUCCAAUUCAUCAAGAAUCUGUUUUUGGAUUCUCACUCAUAAACAUGCAAGAUAAAGUUUUCUUCAUGACUUCAGCGUACAACACGGGGUAAGUAAUUGAUUUACAGACGGUCAUUUUGUGGGUGGAGCAUUCCUUCAAACUUGGUGUAUGAGGAAUAUAUUUUGUUAUUUGCGGGUGUGUGAGAGUUUGCGUUUUGGCAUGAAAAGAAAACGGGUAUAAUAUGAAUCUUUUUCAUCAGCACAUCGCUUCUCCUGACAUAAAGACAACAAACUAUGCAUCACUCAGUGUACCGUGCGCGUCAUUUAAUUUAGUUUCUCUGCCGUACUCAUAUUCGCAGAUCCAUCUGUAGUUUUUAAAUGAUUUUAGAAGCAUCAUAUUUUAAAAGGAUUAUCAGGAUAUCUCAAGGUACAGUGAAUGUGGUGUGUACUGAGUAAUAUGCAUAUGAUGCAACUGUACAGGUAAAAUGUGUUUAAACUGGUUGCACACAAAAUUAUUUAUUAAAAAAUAUAGAAAGUC